Molecule: messenger RNA, 1493 nt
Organism: Chaetura pelagica (chimney swift)
Lineage: Eukaryota; Metazoa; Chordata; Aves; Apodiformes; Apodidae
Gene: ADORA2B
Product: adenosine A2b receptor
Exons: 2
Coding region: 55-1113 (352 amino acids)
Biological process (GO): vasodilation; adenylate cyclase-activating G protein-coupled receptor signaling pathway; G protein-coupled adenosine receptor signaling pathway
Cellular component (GO): membrane
Molecular function (GO): G protein-coupled adenosine receptor activity
Source: RefSeq, a predicted model, not a curated record
CCGUGGCCUGUUGGUACCUGCGGACGGGUGCCCGGUGGAAAGUACCUUUUUCUCAUGAACGCUUCUAGCUCCUCACCUUGGGCUCUCGCCAUGGACACUAUGAAAACCACCUACAUCGUGCUGGAACUGAUCAUCGCCAUCCUGUCUAUUGCCGGCAACGUCCUGGUCUGCUGGGCCGUGGCCAUCAACAGCACCUUGAAGAACGCGACCAACUACUUCCUGGUGUCCCUGGCGGUGGCUGACAUCGCCGUGGGACUCUUGGCCAUCCCUUUUGCCAUCACCAUCAGCAUUGGGUUCCAGGUGGAUUUUCACAGCUGCCUCUUCUUCGCCUGCUUCGUGCUGGUGCUGACCCAAAGCUCCAUUUUCAGCUUGCUGGCCGUGGCCAUCGACAGGUACCUGGCUAUCAAGAUCCCACUGAGGUACAACAGUCUGGUGACGGGCAAGCGGGCAAGAGGCCUCAUUGCUGUGCUGUGGCUCCUGUCCUUUGGCAUUGGACUGACUCCACUUAUGGGCUGGAAUAAAGCCAUGAGUGGUUGUCCCAAUGCCACCAACGAGACAGGGGUGGACACUGGGACAGAGCACCAUGGCUGCUUCGUCUCAUGCCUCUUUGAGAACGUGGUAACUAUGAGCUACAUGGUGUACUUCAACUUCUUUGGCUGUGUGCUGCUUCCACUCCUCAUCAUGCUGGGAAUCUACAUCAAGAUAUUCAUGGUUGCCUGCAAGCAGCUGCACCAGAUCGAGCUGAUGGGCAACUCCAGGACCACGCUGCAGAAGGAGGUCCAUGCAGCCAAGUCUCUGGCCAUCAUUGUAGGACUUUUUGCCUUCUGUUGGCUGCCCCUGCACAUCUUGAACUGCAUCACUCACUUCCACGAGGAGUUCUCCAAAUCCAAGCCUGAGUGGGUGAUGUAUGUGGCCAUCAUCCUCUCCCAUGCCAACUCUGUCAUCAACCCCAUCAUCUACGCCUACAGGAUCAGGGACUUCCGCUGCACCUUCCGCAAGAUCAUUUCCAAGAUCCUGUGUAAGUCAGAUGACCUCCCCAAGUGCACCACUGACAACAACCACCACCUGACUGUCACCAACAUUAGCUGUCCCACUGCCUCGGUGACCAUAUGACCGGGCACCUCCUGCUCCCAGGACUUUGCAUCUGUCCCUGACAAGACCCUGCCCUGUGCCUACGUGACCAGUUCUGGUGACCUCCCCGGGGGCUGCUCAGAGAUGACCACUAUGCAGCCAUGCAGCUGUAUUUUUUUAAUUUUAAUUUUUGUAAUUAACAUAGUGCCUCGUAGAGGAAUAACCUGAGGGGGGGUGGGGGUGGGGGCAGUGCACCCUCAGCUGCUCACCCAGGUUGUGUGAGUGCUGGUGAUCCUGUUGUAUUUCCUUUCCUGGUCAGACACUGACUGUGGAAGACCCACCUGCUGGGGGUGUUUCCCCCAUUGUGCUGCUCAUGACAACUCCUAGGAUCUUUUUAUUUUAAUUAUUAUUAUUAUUAUAUA